Rotaria sordida is the source of this 543-nucleotide messenger RNA. Lineage: Eukaryota; Metazoa; Rotifera; Eurotatoria; Philodinida; Philodinidae. The record is from the annotation of a GenBank genome assembly.
AUGGGUUAUGAUCGUCAAAGAUCUCCGUUUGGAACACGACUUGUAUUAACAUGUUAUUGUUUAUUUCUAUUAGUAAAUGUCUUACUUCAUUCAAAUCAUUCAUAUAGAAUAAAAAAAGAUUUAUUCAAUUCAAAAUAUCAAUUUGAAAUAAUAUUAUUAGCUUUUAUAAGUUUAGUUAUUUUUUCAAUAAGUUUUUAUGGAUUAUGGUUUGCAAAAAUCUUUAUUCUUUGUUUUGUUGCUCUUUUUUUUUUUAUAUUAUUAUUAUCAUCAUUGAUAACACUUAUAUUACUAAUAAUUAAUAUUGAAAUAAUUAAUUCAAAUAAAUAUUUAUCAUUAAAAACAUCUUUUUAUAUUAUUCAUAAUUAUAUAUGGUUAACAAAAUCAUCAACACAUUUAUUAUCUAUAAUUAAUAUAAUAAUAAGUUGUUUAUUAAAUAUAUUUGCAUUAUUCUUGAUAUGUCAUUUAUGUUCAUCUAUUGAAUAUCAUCAUCAAUAUUGGCCUUAUAGAAAAACAACAUCAACAACAACACAAACAAUUAUUUAA